Molecule: messenger RNA, 3192 nt
Organism: Phytophthora sojae
Lineage: Eukaryota; Oomycota; Peronosporomycetes; Peronosporales; Peronosporaceae
Exons: 3
Coding region: 1-3192 (1063 amino acids)
Biological process (GO): inositol metabolic process; inositol phosphate biosynthetic process
Molecular function (GO): 5-diphosphoinositol pentakisphosphate 1-kinase activity; inositol hexakisphosphate kinase activity; metal ion binding
Source: RefSeq, a predicted model, not a curated record
AUGGAGCGCACGCACUCGCUCCCCGUCACGCCGCCGCCCAUGCUGUCCGCGCCCGGGUCGCCGCCGUGCUCGCCGCCGCCCGGCGUGUCCAAGUACGUGGUGGGCGUGUGCGCCAUGGAAAAGAAGACGCGCUCCAAGCCCAUGCGCGAGAUCCUGCGCCGCCUCGAGAAGAAGCGGCAGUUCGACGUGUUCGUGUUCGACGACGACACGAUCCUCAACCGCCCCGUGGAGGCGUGGCCGGCCUGCGACGCGCUCAUCUCGUUCUACUCGACGGGCUUCCCGCUCGAGAAGGCCGAGGAGUACGUGCGCCGCGUGCGCCCCGUGCUGGUCAACGAGCUGGGCAUGCAGCACGUGCUCUUUGACCGCCGCAAGGUGUACGCGCUGCUCACGCGGCAUGGGAUCCAGGUGCCUCGCCACGUCAUCGUGAACCGAGACCUGCCUGGCGACGUGCAGGACGAGCUCAUUGAGCACGACAACUACGUCGAGAUCAAUGGCGUGCGCAUCAACAAGCCGUUCGUGGAGAAACCGGCGGACGCCGAGGACCACAACGUCUACAUUUACUACCCGACGAGUGCGGGUGGAGGCAGCAAACGGCUCUUCCGAAAGGUGGGGGACCGCUCCAGCGAGUUCUACCCGGAUGUGAACCGUGUGCGGCGCGACGGGUCGUACAUCUACGAGGAGUUCCUGAAUACUCAAGGAACAGACGUGAAGGUGUACACUGUGGGCUCGAGUUACGGCCACGCGGAAGCGCGCAAGUCACCCGUGCUUGAUGGCCGCGUGGUGCGCGACUCGGCGGGCAAGGAGGUGCGCUAUCCUGUCAUCCUAAACUCGACGGAGAAGGAGAUGGCCAGGAAAGUGUGUCUGGCCUUCCAUCAGACGGUGUGCGGCUUCGACCUCCUGCGUGUGCGAGGCAGUUCAUACGUGUGCGACGUGAACGGUUGGAGUUUCGUCAAGAACUCGAAGAAAUAUUACGAUGAUUGCGGGCUGAUAUUGCACAAUUAUUUGGUGUCGGCCCUGCGCUCGAGGUACUUUCGUCAACGUCGUGCCAAUUCACUAACAUCUAUGGGUACCCAGAUGUGUCCGCAGUAUGCCACAGAGGCCAGUGCGAUGAGCAACGGAGGGCACGACUGGCGUGAACACACUCGCCCAAGCUCUGGCUCAGAUGCGUCGGAAUCGAGUGUGGCAAGCGCCAGUAGCGCAGGACUGCUGCUGGAUGACGAAAACCGCGAGGAGCUACGGUGCGUUAUUGCUGUGGUACGCCACGGUGAUCGCACACCCAAACAAAAGCUCAAAACGCUCGUUUGGGAGAGAGAUCUGGUUGACUUCUACGAGAAGCGCCGAAGCGAAGGCAAGUACGACGAGGUGAAGGUGAAGGCUGUCGCUGAUCUGCAGGAGCUGCUGGACUUAGUACGCAGCCUCAUCAAGGCAUACGCUCCAGGGGUCGGCUCCAAGGAAGCUGUGUGGGAGGUCGAGGGUGGCGACAGCUUCGAGAAGUUACUGCAGAUGAAACGAGUGCUAGAGAGAUGGAAAUUCGCUGGUAUCAACCGAAAGGUGCAGUUCAAGCCUCACAAGAGCUAUGCUGCUGCUGCCGCUGCCUACGCGGAAGGCCCAGAUGGGUCUGAAAAACCGAAGGUCCUCAUGAUUUUGAAGUGGGGAGGUGAUCUCACGGAACGCGGUAAGCAACAGGGAGAAGAGCUGGGCCAGUCCUUCCGAAACAGUCUGUACCCAGUUGAAGUGGAAGAGGGCGGUUUGCUGCGCUUGCACUCAACAUUCCGCCACGAUUUGAAAAUCUUUACGUCGGACGAGGGUCGUGUGCAAAUGACUGCUGCUGCUUUCGCUAAGGGGUUCCUCGAGUUGGAAGGAGACCUGACGCCUAUCCUUGUGAGUCUCGUGACGACGUUGGGGAGAGAUGCCAAUAAGAUGCUGGAUCACUCAGGACAAGCAGACGCUACAGAAGAGAUGCAGAUCACGAAGACAAAGCUAAGGAACUUGCUUCAGCGCGACUACUCCUCCGUCGAGGAGAUGAAGGCAGCCAUUGCACCGUUGAAGACCGAGUCCAUCAUCCAGGCAUUGGAUAUCAUAAAGAAUCCGAAGGAUGCUCUGGUUCGUUUGCUUGAGCUCGUCCGCAAAUUUAGAGCUGAAAUCGCGGAGCGUGUUCAAGAUAAGCAAUCUGAUGAAGCUACGCCACUGUACAUGGGAGAAACAUUCUCGCUCAUGUUUGAGCGCUGGGACAAGAUCUGCCGCGACUUCUUCUCAACUAAGACGGAUACGUUCGACCUGAGCAAGAUUCCAGACAUUCACGACUGUAUCAAGUACGACUUGCUCCACAACUCGAGCGUCAGCUGGAAGUGCGGCCUCGAGCUCUUCAAGCUCGCAGAGGCCCUCGCACGUUGCUACGUCUCUCAGGAAUACGGCAUGGACAUUACCGAGAAGCAAUCAAUCGGCAACCGCGUUUCGCAGGCGCUUUGUGCGAAGAUUCGGGCUGACAUCGUGACCGUCAUGUCGGCUUCAGCGGAACAGGAGCAAUCAUCAUCGUCAUCGAGGAGCUUGUACGGAAAUGGUGACGCCACUGAGGACGGCGCCGUUGAUCUUGCUGACCAGGACAUCGAACACCACGGAUACCGCUUGGAUCCGUCCUACGCAAAGGAAUUGCGUAUCAAAAGCCCAGGCACCCAAGUCCGAACGCGACUAUACUUCACAAGUGAAAGUCACCUGCACACACUGCUCAAUGUGCUGCGCUUCCAGUGUCCAUCGUGGCGCGCGCGGCACCAGGACGGCGGCGAGGAUGACGAGUACGAUAUUUCGCUCGAGCAGGAGAAGUUCAGCAAUGAGAUUCUUAAGCGUAUGGGUAUCAGCGUCAACGACCACAUGACCCAGCGCAAAUACGUCUUCCGCGAGUCCAAACUCAUCUCGGACAGCAGUCGCCGCGCGCUGGACCGGGUUGCUGAGAUCAAUUACCUCGCGCACAUCGUUAUUCGGGUCUUUGAAACCCCGUCUCUACCGGAAGACAGCGAGGACCGCUUCCGCGUUGAGAUCUCGUUCUCCCCUGGCGUGAAGGACGGUCUCGUCGACUCUCCGGAUGGCGCCGACGGCGUUGAAGAAACGAUCUACCUCACCAAGAACAUGACGGGCGUCAUGUUCGAAGAUAUGCUGGCGGCUUGUGUGUCGUCGGUCCAGAGCAGCUCCGUCUAA